AAACUCCCCCCACCACAAAUCCGCCGAAUUUACUCGAAUCCGAAAAACCCUUCCCCUUCCCCUUCCCCUUCCCGGCCUCAUCCCCACCACACCGGCGGUCGGCCACCUCCUCCUCCUCCGACGGCUACGGCGAUGGAUCUCUCCGCCGUGCACGCCGCCCUCUCCGACGGGUCGUACGCCGCCGUCGCCCUGCUCUGCGACGACCUCUUCCUCGAGGCCGCGUCCCGGGGCGCCGCCACCGACGACUGGCCCUACGCCGUGCACCUCCUCGCCCACCUCUACCUCAGCGACCUGAACAGCGCGAGGUUUCUGUGGAAGUCGACGCCGCAGGAGGCCAAGGACGCGCGGCCGGAGCUUGCCGCCGUCUGGAGGAUCGGGCAGUGCCUGUGGAACCGCGAUUACGCGGGCGUCUACACGGCUGCGCAGGGGUUCGAGUGGGGCCCUCAAAUCGCUGAUUUCGUGUCUGCCUUCCUAGAAAGCUACAGAAAGAGGAUAUUCCAGCUGUUGACUUCUGCAUAUUCCACAAUCAGCGUUGCAGAUGUGGCUCACUUCAUGGGGAUGAAUGAGGAGGAUGCUACUAACUAUGCCAUGCAAAACGGUUGGAGCUUGGAUGCAUCAGCUAAGAUGCUUACUGUCGUAAAACCAAAGGUUAAGACUAACCAGAAGCUUGAUGCAAGCAAACUGCAGCGAUUAACUGAGUGUGUCUUCCACCUGGAGCACUAAUGUCCUGUAUUACAGGCAUCCCCUGUGACUCUUAAGCAGCCUAGUUAUCACAUGAUAGCAUGAUGCCAAACCUCAGGUUACAUUUUGGCCGGAAAUUAGAGUUAGUUCAGUGUUGAAUUUGCAUCUGCAAGUGAUUUCUGGUUAGCGAUCUUUGCCCUUUUUUUACUGGUUGCUUGUUGAUAUGUUGGUGGUCCUUGCCAGACUUGCACUGAGGUAAAUGACAAUGUGCUUAGUUUCUUCAACUCAUAAGUUAACAUUCUGAUUUUGAAGUAUGAGUUGAAAAUUGUUUCUGUUCGAAAGAGUCCUUGAGGAGCCUACUUCUGGCGUUUAUGCUCAUGUUCGUAGAACAGCUGCCAAUUUUGCGUAUGUAUUGUCGGGAUUUUAAUGAGAUUUUUAUCCUAGACGAAUGGUCAAUAACUUGGUUACACGCGUGAACAAUACCUGUAGUUGUAAUGCGUACAUUGCAGCAGCAUACCGUAUGCUUAGUAUCAUUGUUGGUAUGUAAUGGAUUUUCUUUGGCUAGUAUUAUUCUGUGAAGUUAUGCUGAGGGAGGCCUCCUUACACUAGCAACUUUUCUAAGGC
This is a messenger RNA of Oryza brachyantha (malo sina), 1305 nucleotides long. RefSeq names its product COP9 signalosome complex subunit 8. The record is from RefSeq and is a predicted model, not a curated record. The transcript has 5 exons. Bases 133 to 723 code for a protein of 196 amino acids. Gene Ontology annotation, cellular component: COP9 signalosome. Lineage: Eukaryota; Viridiplantae; Streptophyta; Magnoliopsida; Poales; Poaceae. Gene Ontology annotation, biological process: COP9 signalosome assembly; protein deneddylation.